Messenger RNA from Tupaia belangeri chinensis (Chinese tree shrew), 936 nucleotides. RefSeq names its product olfactory receptor 51G2-like. Bases 1 to 936 code for a protein of 311 amino acids. Gene Ontology annotation, biological process: G protein-coupled receptor signaling pathway. The transcript has a single exon. NCBI's taxonomy places the organism in Eukaryota, Metazoa, Chordata, Mammalia, Scandentia, Tupaiidae. Gene Ontology annotation, molecular function: olfactory receptor activity; G protein-coupled receptor activity. Gene Ontology annotation, cellular component: plasma membrane. The record is from RefSeq and is a predicted model, not a curated record.
AUGCUUGCUGUCAAUAGUACCAACAGCACUGUCUUCUCCACCUUCCUGCUUACAGGCAUCCCUGGGCUGGAGGCCGUGCACAUCUGGAUUUCCAUACCCUUCUGUGUCAUGUUUCUUAUUACGUUGGUGGGCAACAUGACCAUCAUAACAGUUAUCUGGUGGGAGCAGACCCUCCAUGAACCUAUGUACCUUUUUCUGGCCAUGCUGGCUACUUCUGAUCUGGGUCUGUCCUUCUUCACCCUUCCCAUAAUGCUGAGGAUAUUCUGGCAGAAUAAUCGAGAGCUGACCUUCCCUGCAUGCUUUACCCAAAUGUUCUUUAUUCAUACAUUCCAGAAUUUUGAGUCCGGCAUUAUCCUGGCAAUGGCCUUUGACCGCUACGUGGCCAUUUCUCGUCCAUUGCACUAUUCUUCCAUCCUCACUAGCAGUGUGAUUUCCAGGAUAGGUUUGGCCAUUGUUGUGAGAACCUUAGCGGUAGAAGUUCCCCUCCCCAUCCUUUUGAGGAGGCUGUGCUUCUGUCGCUCCAAUGUACUUUCUCAUUCCUACUGCCUGCAUCCUGACAUCAUAAAGCUCUCCUGCUCCAACACUAGGAUCAAUAGCAUUAUGGGAUUGUUUGUGGUGCUCUUCACCAUGGUCCUUGACUUUUUUCUUAUUCUGCUUUCUUAUGUACUGAUACUGAAAACCGUCUUGAGCAUUGCAUCGCAUGGUGGCCGCCUCAAGGCGCUCAACACCUGCAUCUCCCACGUCUCCGCUGUGAUCCUCUUCUUCACACCCAUGGUCUGCUUGUCCAUGCUACACCGCUUUGGCCCCAGACUUCCCUCACACGUUUAUGUGACCAUGGCCAACAUGCAUUUCCUCAUUCCUCCUGUGAUGAACCCCAUUGUGUAUGUGGUAAAAACCAAGCAGAUGAGAGAUAAAAUACUUAGGUUUUUUCAUUAA